AUGGCCUGCCAGCACCCUCGCCGUAGGACUCCGCCUGCUUGCCCGGAUGCCUCUGUCGGCAAUGGUUUGAGCCUUAAGACCAACAUGACCCUCCGUAAGGCUGCUACCUUCCACUCAUCUUCCACAUCGUCUUCGCUUGCCGCCUUCGUUCCUCCCGCACUCGGCCGGUCGCAGUCGAGCCUCGAAGAUGUCGUAGAUGCUCAUCGUCGCCGUAUGGCAUUCAUCGUCGACAUCUUCGACAGCUCCCUCAGCCUGGACGACGACGCCCGUACGCCUUCAGCUCCCGCGCCUCUCCGCGACGAAAGCUAUCCCGUCCCCCGGGGCCUCCUUCCGCCCCCCGUUGUGGACCCAGCCGUCGUCGCCGCCGCCGCCGCCUUGAAGACACCAACCGAGAGACACAUCAUCCGUCCGAGACACCGCCGUUCGUCCCGUCAUCACGAGUCAGACAGCGGUCUCGGCACUUCGCUUGGGUCGACAAACGAGAAGCAGUCGGCUGUUUCCAUCUCAAAGACGGCCACCAAGGCCUCCGCCAUUACCAGAUCCGCCGCAGCGUCCUCCUCUACGAUGGAGAGCCUACCCGGCCUCGGCCCGAAGGCCAUCAGCCGUAUCCAUCAGCGUGUUCUUCACCCUUUGCGGGCCAAGGCUUCCCUGAAAGACUUUGAGUCUAUCGUCUUGGACGUUCCUAGGCGUAUUCGCGAGAAGGAAAUUGUUUGCCUCAGGGACCUCGAGAAGACCCUCAUCUUCAUGGCACCGGAGAGGGCGAAAACGGCAAACCUGUACCUCGACUUCUGCCUUACGUCCAUUCAAUGCAUCCAAGCGACCGUCGAAUAUAUCAGCGACCGAGAGCAGAUCCGGCCCAACGAUCGCCCGUACACUAACGGAUAUUUCAUCGACCUCGUGGAGCAGAUUCACCAAUACGCUCAUCAGCUCGCUGCAGCUAAGGAGGCCGACGACAUGGAUGUGGACCCUACCGACGAAAUCAAACUCUUCGGCGGUGUUUCAGUGAACGGUCGCCCUGCGGAGCUUGUCCGCGUCCGCAAGGACGGAAAGGCCAUCUCUAUGGCCACAGGCUUGCCCGUGGACCUUGACGACGAGGCGAAAGGUUCCCCCAAGCUGAAGCGGUCUCUGAGCCAGCAGCUCGAGGACGAAGAAGAAAUUCUACGAUCCAUGGCCCGACGGAAGAAGAAUGCCACCCCCGAGGAGCUCGCGCCCAAGAAAUGCCGGGAGCCCGGCUGCAACAAGGAGUUCAAGCGUCCCUGCGACUUGACGAAACAUGAGAAGACGCACUCUCGCCCUUGGAAGUGCCCUCUCACGACCUGCAAGUAUCACGAGUACGGCUGGCCAACGGAGAAGGAGAUGGACCGUCAUAUCAAUGACAAGCACUCGGCCGCGCCUGCCAUGUUCGAGUGCCACUACAAACCUUGCCCCUACAAGUCCAAGCGCGAAUCCAACUGCAAGCAGCACAUGGAGAAGGCCCACGGCUGGACGUACGUUCGCACCAAGACCAACGGCAAUAAGUCCGCAAGCAAGGCCGCCAGCUCGACCCAGCCGACCCCGCAGCUGGGCACCAUGCCUACUCCCUCAAGCAGUCACAGCAUCGCUACGCCGCCUGAACAACACGUGGAUCAGUUCGUCUCCCUGGGGAGCGACGAUAACGGCGGCAUUGACUUCCCCGCGUACAUGUCCUCCGAGGAGUUCAAUGACCAAUACAUGUCCAUGAUUGGCGAACAGCCAGCCUUGACCGUGGAAGAUAUCAAUCUCGAGCUCUCGCCGACUGAUCACAACACGCCGUCGACUGAUUCGUCGUACGGAAGAUACUCGACCUACCAAGAAGGCCCGGACUUUAUCAUCCACGACGAUAUCUAUAACGCUCAUGUUCAGGUCCCGCCGACACUCUGGCAGGCCGAUGGCAAACUGAUGCCUGGUCUGCCGGGCUUCCAGACAGUGUCCAUGUGCCAGCCUCACCCUGCGCAACCACAGGUAGCUCCGCACUUUUCCCCGACGGGACAGACGAAUGCCGUGUUGUUUACGCCCAAUUCACUGGGUGAAGUGGAUGAAGGAUUUGAUGAUUUCCCGGUGACCGGCGAUGACUUCCAGCUCUUUCCGAACACCGGUCUGACCAAAGAAGACCAAUUUGACUCCCUCUUCGGCGAGGUACCUAGCGCGGGCCUUGGAUUUUCGCAGACCAACUCUCAAGUUCUCUUUCCCGCCGACAUGGACUGGGCCCACAUGGAGUAUCAGGCCUACCACCAGCAACAGCAGUAG
This is a messenger RNA of Sodiomyces alkalinus F11, 2265 nucleotides long. Its product is annotated as zinc finger transcription factor ace1. Gene Ontology annotation, biological process: regulation of transcription by RNA polymerase II. NCBI's taxonomy places the organism in Eukaryota, Fungi, Ascomycota, Sordariomycetes, Glomerellales, Plectosphaerellaceae. The coding region runs from base 1 to 2265 and encodes 754 amino acids. The record is from RefSeq and is a predicted model, not a curated record. Gene Ontology annotation, cellular component: nucleus. The transcript has 3 exons.